Anopheles gambiae (African malaria mosquito) is the source of this 2761-nucleotide messenger RNA. It is a transcript of the gene ZnT77C, whose product is annotated as calcium/manganese antiporter SLC30A10. The transcript has 6 exons. Lineage: Eukaryota; Metazoa; Arthropoda; Insecta; Diptera; Culicidae. Bases 747 to 2432 code for a protein of 561 amino acids. Gene Ontology annotation, cellular component: membrane. Gene Ontology annotation, molecular function: zinc ion transmembrane transporter activity. Gene Ontology annotation, biological process: zinc ion transmembrane transport; detoxification of zinc ion; intracellular zinc ion homeostasis. The record is from RefSeq and is a predicted model, not a curated record.
GGCGAUAACGGCCGCACCGAAACCGGCCGCCAGCCGGGCGAUUCAGUUCGCAUUCAACAAGUGACGGAAGCGGAUGAUCAGUGACCGGCACCGGCACCAAUAGAUCGGUCGCACAUACACGACCACGGCAUCGAGCCAAUAAAGCAUCAAUCGCCUGAAUAACAAAAAAUAAAAUAGAAACAACCCCCAAAACGCGUGGGCUUGUUUCCCUGUCCCUUGUGCAAGUGUGGUUGUGUUGUGUUUUGGUUUCGAAUUUAGUGUGUGCUGUAGGGUUUGUUCAGUGUGUGCCUGUGUUCCAUCGAAAGCGAGUGUUAGUAUUUUUAGAAUCAAAUGCUUAUUUGUGGGGUGAAAAUAAACGGUGUUGUGAAAAUGGCUUUUGUGCAAUGUUGCCAUUGGGAGGAGAAUGAACCCAACCGGCUGUCCAAACGAUGUGGAUUAUUUUAAUUUAUAUUGAAAAUGUUGUUAUGUUAAGGGGUUGUACAUGGUUCCCAAAAGUAGUAACAUAAAAGAAACAUGUUUGGCUAGAAUUUGUGUUUGAGAGAGAAAUUUGCUAAUUCAAGAUUCAAAACAUAAACCAACAAUAGUGAGACAAAAGUGAACCAAGAUUAGCACCAAAAAUCGAACAUUCAAUCAAAUGCUCCUGUUGUGCAUCUAAUGAAGUGCCACCGGAACGGGAAUAUUACGUAGAUCGUGUCGGUAGUUAAGCUCAUAAGGUAGUGCUUAACUGAAGUGCUGCACUGCCCAAAAUGCCUAUGAAGGAGUGGAUCUACCGGUUGCAGCCCGUCCAGCUGUACAUCGUGCUGGCCCUGUCGUCCAUCUACUUUCUUGUGCAGCUGUUCCUGAGCCACGUUUCCCACUCGCUGGUACUGCUGGUUGCGUCCUAUCACAUGCUUUGCAACAUCAUUGCGCUCACCGGUUGCAUUCUAACGAUAAAGAAAAGUGCCUUACCGUCUGCACGGGAAGACGGUGCAUUGAAGCAGGAGGCACGCUCCGUCUCCCAACAGCUGACGGCGGGUGAUGGGAAGUUUGCGGAAGUUCCACUAGCCAGCCAAGAGUCGACCGAUGACGGCAGCAAGGGCAGCUCGGAGAAUGCCGGCAAGGUUGAGCAGUCGGCCCUGGAGAUCAAGCAGAAUGUGAAGGUGAAAGCGCGACAGGCGCGCGAAAGCUCGCUGAAGAACACGUUCGGCUGGACGCGCAUCGACAUCCUCACGAUGCUGGUGGUGUGCAUUUUCAUGGCGUCGUUCUGCUUUUCCACAAUCAUCGAGGCACUUCAGACGCUGUCUCACAUCCAUCAUCAGGAUGCGAUGCACUUCCCGGCCCACAUUCUCGUGCUGGGCGCGAUGGGUUUGAUACUGAACGGGUUCUGCUAUCUGCUGAUCGGUGGCUACACGUACCAUCAGGGCAGCUUCCUGUACAUCACGGCUAGCGGAAAUGUGAUCCUAGAUCACGUCAUCACCGGGGACGGUGUGCGAAAGGGUGAUCGACGGCUUUCCGGAUCACGCAAACAGGUGUCUCCUUCGCAGAUGCGCGAACAAUCGAAGCGACAGAGUGUUCGAGAGCUGAUGAGGGAUAUUUGCAGUACUGUGAUUGUCAUUAUCUGCUCGGUGAUCGUGUACUAUACUACUGAGGAAACAUCCAAGUUUGUAGAUCCCGCUCUUUCGAUAGUGUCCUGCAUCAUUUUGCUCACCCUAAGCUACCCUUACAUGAAAGAAUCGGGCAUGAUUCUGCUGCAAACCAUCCCCGAUACGAUCGAUAUAGAAAUCUUCAAGAAGACGCUGCUUGAUGGCUUCAAGGAUAUUGUCAGUGUGCAUGAUCUUCAUAUUUGGCAGCUAAGCGGAAACCAGUACGUCUCAACGGUGCACAUCAUCUUUGACAACCCAAAGGUGUACUUAAAGAUCCACAAUGAUGUGAUAGAGUUCUUCCACGAGCAGGGCAUCAAUCAGGUUACCAUUCAGCCGGAGUUUAAGGUGACGGACGAAAAGCGUACCCUAGGCAGUGGUACGGAGUGCUGCUUGAUCCAGUGCCGAACGAUUGCCCAGUGCGCUAGCCGUACGUGCUGUGAUACGCUGUCCCAGGAGGCGGCGGCCAAGCAGGCCUUGCUGACGGAAGUUGUCGAUUUGCCGCGGGAAGAGAGUAAAGUUGAGUCGGAAGGCAAGGAAGAUAUACAGAUGAGUUCAAUGUCGGCAGUGCAAUCAUCCAGUGAGGUUAGUACCUCCGGCCAAGUGGCUCCAGAGCCCAACAAGUCAAUGACCUGUGAAGAGAGUGAAAUAACGCUGGACGAUACCGCUCAAGCCACUCCAGAUGAUAGUCCACUAGACGAUACCGCUCAAACAAAAGCUGAGAAGAGCACCGUCUCAGCCACAGUACAAAUAAGCCCAGUUAAGACUGAAUGCGAGCAGGUGGCGCAGGUAGACGGUGAUAAGAGCACAUGAAGAGGUAUAGUACAUACGCGCGGGAAUUACAGUAGAAAAGAAUGCCAGUAUACACUUGACGGUAAUCUCGUCAGGAACAGUUCAAUCGUAUUUUAAUUUGAAAACGUUUACUAGGGUAAGUUGGUGAGUGUAGAGAGCGGAGUGUGCGAAACGUUUUGCACCAAACCGUCCGCUCAGUGAUCGAGCGGACUGCCAUAUCGCUUACUACGCUUGGUAAAGUGAGCAAAGAUGUCGAAUUGGUUGUGCCUUGUGAAUGUAUUUUAGCUGCAUUUUACUUUGUUAGCGUUAAGAUACAUCAAUACAUACUGAUAAAUGUAGCAAAACACAAA